CCGCGUGACUUUAUUGUGGCGCUGACUAUGAAAAAGAAUAGGCAUGUUGUUUUAGUGGUCUUUGUUAAUUUUAUCGCCAUUUAUACAAGUGUUACAAUGAUAGAAUAAAAUUAUUUUUACAUUGAAAACUAGUCUGUUUUAAUAAUAAAAAGCCACAAAAUGUCUCAUCCACAAAGUGCGCAAGGAAAUAAUAAUUUACCGCAAGGUGAUUGCAGUGCUUGUUGUUCAAAUGAAAUAAACACUCAUCAAGUGCAUCAAGCACAAAAUCCUGUAAAUACAAAUAUGCCUAUAAUCCCAACGAUGGUGCCGAGCCAGCUUAUGCAGUAUCCAGUAGCACAGCAACCCCCAAACAUACCGCCACCGGUUCAAGGUCAACCACUUGCUCUGUACGCUUAUCCUACUAUAAUGCUGCAGCCAAAUUAUGGAUAUCAACCUGCGAGUCAUUUUUUAACUGGUAAUCCACCGAAUAUUCCUGCGAGUAAUCCAAUUAAUACGGUGCCUAAUGUUCCCCAAUCACUCCAUUAUAAUCAACCAGAAACAGUUGCACAAGCACCGCCGAACCCGAUACCACCUCCGGUAAUUCCAAAAAAUACAGUACCAUGUAAAAAAAAAUCUAGACCACAUGCGCUAACCAGCAUAGUCAAUCCACAAACGGGAGAGAAUGUAGCAAAAUCCAUUUAUCAAGAAGUGGAGGCUGAAAGUUAUAGUGAAUCUACGUACUCAGAGUAUUUACAGAUAGGUGCUGAAUAUGCAUCGGACGUAAGUAGAGAAGAAACUCCUACGCCAGAAUCCGAGCCAAUCACGCCGGAGUCAUCUCCAUCAGUUAAGCAUACACAGCCAAAGUCACCGAGUGUCAAUCCGAAGAGUCCACCGAAAAACUAUCAAUCAAGUACACAACCUCAGCCUCAGUAUACAUUCGCACCAAAUAAUGCUCAAACGACUGUUAUUCAGAGUAGAAUCCAGCCCAAUUCUAGUCAUCAACACAGUGCUCCGCAGAGUAGUCAGCAUUCAAUUUCUACCUGCGAUCAAUCGUGCAACCAAUACUAUGACAGUUAUCAACACUAUCCACAGCCCGUAGCUGUUAAUCCUCAAUAUCAAGCCCCCCCUGUUAAUAUUCUCAAUCAAAUUCCACAAAAUUAUCCCCAGCAAGUAGUUUCUAAUGUUCCGUACAAUCAAAAUGCCCAGUGGAUUAACCAACAGAGUAGUUAUGCUGGCAGCCACCAGCAACAUUAUUCACAAGUUAACUAUCAACAACCUAUCAGUGCUCAACCUCAAAAUUACCCCAUGAGUGAUCAAGUUUAUAACAGAAAUAAUCAAGCAUACGGAAUGGCGGUGAAUACUCACGGACGGAGUUCUACAGGUCAUCAGCGAUUGCCUGAAGCGUACCCACGACGUACUGCCACCAAUUAUCAACACGAUUUAACAGCAUACAGUCGAGAGUCUAGUCAUGCACGUAAUCAACUGUACAAUUUACCAGUACACGUUAAUCAUCAACAUUCUGCUUAUAGAAACACUCAACAGAUGGUUCAAGAAAGCAGCCAAACUGCAAUUGUUUAUCACCAAACACCAGCUCCACCUAACAAUUGUGAUCAAACUGCUUUAAUAUCUAGUCAGCAAUAUGUUUCAGCAACUCACACUCAACAGACUGUUACUGCAACAUCACCUCAAGUUGUUAUUUCACAUACUAAUCAGCAAACUUAUCCUGCUAAUUCUCAGCAAAAUAUUCUACACAAUUAUUAUCGAGGAGCUGCGCCGAAUAUUCCAGCUCAGCAGAUUCUACCUCAAUAUAGAUUAACUGGUCAAGAACAACUUCCACAGGACAGUAGAAAACCUAUUCCUUCUCCACAAAGUUCUGUGAAUACAAAUCAGAAUCUUCCUGCACCUAACUAUCCUCCUCAACAAGCAAACUAUCAACUUGUUCCUAUCCCUGUGCAAGACAAUCAAAGAACUAAUCAACAACCUAGUUGCAGUCUUCCUGAAAGCAAUUAUCAAGCUCCAAUAAAUCAGAUAAAUCAAUACCAAAGCACCAGAAAGUAUCAUCACAACCAAAAUAGGCGAAACGAAGGUUAUUCCAAGUCGAAAAAUAAUUCUAACCAGAGAACAUUUUCAGGGCAAAGUUAUAGUGGAGAUAAACCACCUGCGGCGAUGAGCUCGACACCUCAAACUACAAUAUUAAAGCAUUCUGCAGCACCUGAAGUAGAACCGAAUCCUGUAAAAGUUCAAUCCAAAUCAUAUGUGACGUUUCAAGAUAAUACUAGGCCAGAGAAUAUUCAUUCACAUAACGCUAGUACGUCGUACGCUGCUUCGAGAUCUUUUCAUCGAAAUAUGGGGAGAAUGUCACAGUAUCCGCAACCUCCACUAAGACCACCUAGGCCUUCUAACCCACAAUAUCAAUCUUACUCAAGAGGUCCUCAUGCGCAGAGCUUACCGGCUUAUAAUUCAGGGCCUAGAGAGUGCAAUUCUGUGAACACUGGGACUAUUUACAAACAAUCUGGUAACUUGAAUGUCUCUUUUGCAUUAACUAACAAGCCUGUAUCACCAACAACACAUCAGGAUGCUCCGAGAACUAUUUUAGGACGACCUGAGCAAGGUUCAGAUCAGCAAAUUAAAAAGAUGCGGCAGUCUUUAUCACCAAAUUUUACAUACGAUUCAGAAGUUCAAAAAAGUUUAGAAAACACUGCUAUAAAUCCGCCAGAAAGAUUAGCACAAAAUGAUCAACAACAACAACAACAACAACAACAACAACAACAAAGCUUCAAUUUAAAACAGUGGUUGGAUUCGUCGGAAACUUCUGUAGCAACCAGCUCUGGGUCACUUAAAAAUGACUCGACUCUCAUCAUUCAGCCCAGUGAAAAAGAGAAAUCUUUACCAGAACCGGUAGUGGAAAAAACUAAUGAACGUCCGGUGAAUAUUAAUGUUCCAGAUGCACCUCAAACUUCAAAAUCUUCAACACCAGUUGCAAUUAAUCAGCAAGAAGUUAAACAGAACCAACCUGAAAAAAUACCAUCUUUAAGUUCUCUUGAUACUGCUGGCUCAAUAAAGAUUAUUUCAAGUGGUUCUACUACUAAAAAUGAACCUAAAGAGACUAAAGGAGAUUCUUCAAGUAGUUCUACUUCUAAAGAGAUUAAAAAAGAUUCACAAAUAAGUGUAAAAUCUAAAGAUUUAUCGGUAGAUUCUCAAAAAUCCGAAAGUCAAUCUAAAUUAAGCUAUUCAUCAAUUCUUGCGGCAAGUGGGAGUAAAACUGCACCAACUCCAGCAUGGAAUGAUUUAGUAACAUAUAAAAAAGUUGAGAACAAAGAUACUGGUACAAUUCCAAAGACGUCAAAGCCUCUAGACGGUCAAAGUAACUUUAAUCGAGAGCAACAAACUCUGAAGAACACCGAGGAUAAACUUAAAAAGUCUAAAAGUAAGAGUAAAAAGAAGAACAGAUAUAAAUAUUCAGAUUCUGAAUGGUCUGGUUGCCAUGAAAAUGAUUUUACUACGGAGAGACGUGAAAAUUAUGUAGAAACGCCGAUGGAAUCAAAACAAGAGUUGAAUGAGAAAUCACUAUCAUCAUUAUCAAAUACUUCAACAAAAUCUCAGCCUGUAUCUUCGAACAAACUUCAAGAACCAGUUGUGGAAUCAAAACAGUUUGAGUUGGAUAAAAAAUCAUCAUCAUCACCAAAUAAUUUGAAAGAAACUCGACCAGUAUCUGUGACUGGGCUUCAAAAAGAAACUGUGGAAUUAAAACAGGUUGAGUCAGACAAAAAAUCAUCAUCAUCAUCAUCACCAAAUAAUUUGAAAGAAACUAGACCAGGAUUCUCGACCGGACAAAAACAAACUGUGGAAUUAAUACAGGUAGAGUCAGAUGAAAAAUCAUCAGCAAGUACGUCGAAAGAAACUAGACCAGUAUCUUCGACCGAAAUUAAAGAACAAACUGAAGAAUCAAAAACGUCGAAGGUGAAUAAACCACCAUCAAUAUCAUCAGGUACUCCAAAUAAAAUUCGAGUAGUGCCUUUGAGUGAUCUUCAAGAACAACCUAAGAAUUCAAAGCAGUUGAAGGCAGAAAAAAAAUCAGCGAGUGGUUCAAAAAAAAAUCGAGCUGGGCCUUGGAGAGAAUCUCAAGAAAAAUCUGUGGAUUCAAUAGUUCAGGAGUUGGAUCAAAAACCAUCGACGUCGUCUAAUACUUCAAAAAAAAUUAAAAUAUUAUCUGCGUCUGAAAUUAAAAAACAAAUUGCGCUGUCGGAAGCAGAACAGUUAGCGUUAAAUCUAGAACCAUUAUCAUUAUUCAGAGACUUUGGCAAAAAAAAAAAAACCUCAAAUCAAGAAGCAGUAGAAUUAGACCAAACAAGAUUACAUGAGUUGGAGGUACAAUUACAGAGGAUACGAUCAUACUCACCAUCACCACCACCACCAUCAUCAUCGAAUACGACAGCUCAAUUGAUACCUUCGAGCGAACUUCAAAAACAAGCUUCGGAAGAUCCCGAAAAAGAAGAAAAAAGGGAGAUUUUAGAAGAGUUUCUAGAAGAUCCUUUAAACGAUGCUUUAAAGGAUACAAUUUUUCCUCAGGAUCAUCAAAUAUUCCAAGUAUUGGUGGAUCAAAAUAAAGAAAUAGUAAUUGAUGAAGUGUACGAUGUAUAUACUAAAAAGGGGAUGAGUAAAUUUAGAGCUGAAGUCGAUGAAAAGUCACAAAUGAGUGACCCACAGCUCAUAAAAUCUUUCUUCUUGCAAAAAUUUACAUUCCUAAGUCCCAGUCAAAUUGACAAUCUUGACACCGUUAAAGAAUCAGCAGAAAUAGUUUCAGAAGUUGUAAUCACUCCUAAAAUUACAGCUGACAAAAACGAGUCAGAUGUUAAAUAUUAUAACAAAGAUGUAACUAUCACAAGUAAAAUUGUUUUAGAUGAUCCAGGUUUCAAAAUUUGUACUGAAGAGUCUACAGCUGAUAAGAGUGAAGAAAUUUCACAACUUGAAUUUCAGAAAAAUGAAAAAAAUUUACUUGAUCACUUGGAAUGUAAUCCUGAAACCCCGAUUCAUAUUAUACCAGAGUAUAAUAUUGAGAAGAAUAUAGAGAGUAAACCUAAGGUUGAAGAUAAUGUAGAAGAAAGUGAAGUGAAGCCACCAGAAGAAACACUUUCAUCAAAUUCAUGUUCAAUUAAAAUAAUCCAAUACAGUCGUGAGUUUCUUAUAAGACUUAGAAAUUCUCCUUACAGUAAAAUCCGGCCAUCAAAUUUACCUGACAUGGAAGUUAUCAAUCAUAAAUCAAACUAUGAAAUAAAUUAUAGCACUCCAGUAAAUUUACGGGCUUUUCCAGAGCCAUCAUUUAAAGUUCCUGAAUACUUUAAUCCCUUUUCUUUUAGGCAAUUUUCUUCAAAAACGAUCUUACCUUCAAGAGCUAAUACUCCAGAAAUAAAAGUAAAGUCCUCUGAACCACCAAUGAUAUAUUUUAAAUUGUCACAGCCUGAAGAUGUAGCGUUACGUAAAAUAAAAAAUGCAUGGAAGCCUUCUUUUACGAAAAAUAAUUCAUCAGAAGCAGGAGACCGAGAAAAUUCAGAGUCGGUUUAUAAAAAAGUCCGAAGCGUGUUAAAUAAACUAACACCCGAAAAGUUUGCGAAACUUGUCGGACAAAUAAAAGAUAUAGAAAUAGAAAACGAGGAGGCAUUACAAAAAAUUAUUGACUUGGUAUUUAAUAAGGCUAUUGCUGAACCAAAUUUUGCCGUAGGCUACGCUUCAAUGUGUAACGAACUUAGUCAUUUAAAAAUUCGUAAUUCAAAUAUGAAUGAUAAAAAAAAUUUCAGGCAAUUUCUUAUUGAUCGGUGUCAAGCUGAAUUUGAAAAAGCUGCUUUUGACGAAGCUAUUAAACAACAAAAAUUAGAAGAAAUAAAACGGUGUACUGAUCCUGAAGAGAAGAAAAAAUUACAAUUAAGUCUUGAAGAGUACGAUUAUCAGAUCAGAAAAAGAUCAGUUGGGAUUGUUAAAUUUAUUGGGGAGUUAUUUAAAAACAAAAUGUUGACUCAAAAUAUUAUGCAAAAGUGUAUGAGUCAACUUUUGAGCACUCCAGAUGAAGAAAGAUUGGAAUGUUUGUGUAAAUUGUUGACGACUAUUGGGAAGUUAUUUGAGGAAAAAAUUAGUUUGGAAAUUUAUAUAAAACAGUUGAAAAAUUUAGCGAAACAAAACACGGAGUAUAAAAUCAGCUCGAGAAUCAGAUUUAUGAUUCAAGAUGUUGUUGAGUUGAGACUCAACAACUGGGUGUCUCGUCGUAGUGACUCUAAUCCAACAACUAUGGAUCAAUUGCAGAGAGAUGUUGAACAGGAAGAGCGUAAAAACAGGAACGAUCGUACACCUUAUCAAAACCGUCAGCAAAAUGAUCGAAUCACUCCUCAAAGUACUAGCCGCAAUGAAGACCUUUUUACCCCAAAAGAGACUUACAGUAAUAGGCAAAGAGGUUAUUUGAACAGUGGAAGACGGAAUAGUCGAGCUAGUUCAAGGCCUGAGAGUGAAAGACGCAGUCCGUCUAAGCCAAGAACUGGAAUUAAUUUGUCAAUAAAACCUCAACUGGAAGAUACUAAUGUUCUGGGGAAUAGAAACGCUUAUAUAUGGAACAAAACGCCGGCAAUGCACACGCCCACGGAGACUUACAACCCAUACAGUUUGUUGGACACGCCUAACUUGACGGUGGAUAGAGAUAGACUGUCUGUUAAUAUUACGGGGACACGCUCGGCUGGUCCGAAAGAAUAUCGCAGUAAUUCGUCUUGGAGAGGACGUUCUUCGUAUAGUAGUACUCAUAGUCAAUCCAGCUCUUUAAAACGAGAAUCGUUGUCAAUAAAAACGAUUUCGCCUAGCAUACAAAGUACUAAAAAUUUAUUUCAGCCGGAGUUUAAGUCACAAAGUAGUCUGCCAUUCGUAUCUUCGUCUAAAUCGAGCAGUAAUAGCAGUAAUGUUAGUAAUAAGCUCCAAAAAACUGGAAGAGAAGAAGAGGCAAAAGAUUAUUCUAAAGUCUUUAAUGAUAUUUUGGACUGCUGCUAUAAUUCUACUGAUGCUGCAUUCAUUAAAGAUAUUGAAGAUGUCUUAAAUGAAUUAGAAACUUCUGCAUUUGCGCGCUUUCUCCAAGAAACAACUUUGAGAGUUUUUGAAGACUCCUGUUCAAAAGUUCUUACAAGAUAUUCAUUAAUGCUGUCUCAUAUGAUAAAGAUUAAAUUUAUUUCUUUCUUAUUGUUCCAAACAGAGUACCAAAAAUUACUUGAAACAGUUGAUGAUAUGAUAUUAGAUAUUCCUCACUGUUUGACCCAUAUUUCACAACUUCUAUUAGAAAUGUUGAUAUCUGGCCUUCACCCGUUUGCUGAAUUGAAGCAAACGUUGUCUUCUCUGAAAAAUAAAGAACAUAGAAGAAAGAUUUUGGGGGAAUUGUUGUCGCUUUUGAGAAAUAGUCAAGGGUCCGAAUGGUUAGUGGACAAAUGGAGUAAAAGCGAAUUACUGUGGACUGAUUUUGUUGAUCUCAACGGAGAACAGCUUGAUGGAUUUAUAAAUAUGUACAAGUUGGAUUGUCUUGUGGAUGUUUGUAAUAAUCCUGAAAGAAUUAUUUCAUCGACAGAAUUGAGUUUGACCGAAAUUCAGAAUCAUUUAGUCGGGGUUUUAUCAAUAGAUGAUUUUGACAAUGUUGUUUCUUGGAUAUCUGUAAAUGUUGGUGCGAGAUCCAAACAUCCUCAAUUUGUAAGAAAUCUUGUUACAUCUAUUUUAAGAAUUUCUAUUGAACAAAACGGAGAGUCGUGGAAACUAAAUGAAGAAAUGUUUAAUAAAUUAUUAAAAUAUAUCCAACGUUAUGUAGAUGCAAAUUUUCAAUUGGAGCUUCAAUGUUUGUAUGCGAUUCAGGCAUAUAUUCAUGAACUACAGCAUCCGCAAGGAGUCCUAGCUCGUAUCGUCAGUAUUUUAUGCACUGAAUCAAUCAUAGCAGAUGAGACAUUUUUAGCGUGGCGAGAAAGUACAGAAGAAACCGAAGUUCAAGGUCGCGGAACUGUCAUAUCAGCCCUUCGGUCGUUUUUCGAGAAUCUUUCGUUACUUCUAGAAAGCGAUAAAUUAGGCGAUAAAACUUGAAUAGUCUUUCAAAGCUUUAUCUAAUAUAUUUAUUUUUAUUUUGUGAUUGUUAUUUAUUAUUUAUAUAUUUGUGAGUUCUUGUAUUUGUUUUUUUUUUUGUUUACAAAGUUUUGAAUUCAUAUAUUUAUUAAGAUUAUAAUUUAUAAAAUUAGUCCGAGUUAUAUGAUAUAAAAUAAGAAAAAUUGUUAGAGAAUAUUCUACUAUAUAAAAUUUAUAAAUUUAGCCUUCGUAAUUCUAUUGCAUUGUUACAAAUACUUUAAAUUUUAUCUUAUUUGUAUGAAAGUGAUAAUUGGAAUGUUAGAACUAAGAAGUAUAGUAUUUAGGAUUUAAUUUUCUAGUUCUUAAAAAAAAUGAGAUAUUUUUCGUAACAUAUGUAAAUAUUCAAUAUUUUUUUACCGGAAUGAAUAAAAAUGAAGUGCAUUUAUU
Molecule: messenger RNA, 8493 nt
Organism: Cotesia glomerata
Lineage: Eukaryota; Metazoa; Arthropoda; Insecta; Hymenoptera; Braconidae
Exons: 13
Coding region: 160-8067 (2635 amino acids)
Cellular component (GO): eukaryotic translation initiation factor 4F complex
Molecular function (GO): mRNA binding; translation initiation factor activity; protein binding
Source: RefSeq, a predicted model, not a curated record